Molecule: messenger RNA, 324 nt
Organism: Prunus armeniaca (apricot)
Lineage: Eukaryota; Viridiplantae; Streptophyta; Magnoliopsida; Rosales; Rosaceae
Source: the annotation of a GenBank genome assembly
AUGCCUCUCAUCAUCGUGUUUCUAAUCCUCAUUAUCAUUGGUUUUUGCGGGCCAGACCGCACCCGGGAUGAUUCUUUUCGGAGUCAUAAUGCAUGUCAUGUUGAUCUUGAAGCAGGUCGACCGCAGGCCUCAACCGUCUUCACGUAUACUGGUACUACUGGAACUGACUGUGCAAUUUGCUUGGAAGAUGUUAUGGAGGGGCAGAAAUGUCGGUUGUUUGCUAGUUGUAAGCAUUCGUAUCACAAGUUCUGCAUUGAUCACUGGCUAGCCAAAAGGAAAACUAACUGUCCCCUUUGCCGUGCUCCUGUUCAAAAUAUAUCUUAG